Molecule: messenger RNA, 728 nt
Organism: Ceratina calcarata
Lineage: Eukaryota; Metazoa; Arthropoda; Insecta; Hymenoptera; Apidae
Product: putative defense protein 3
Exons: 3
Coding region: 160-648 (162 amino acids)
Cellular component (GO): membrane
Source: RefSeq, a predicted model, not a curated record
CGUGAAUCGUGCGUGAGUUUUACAAGAUUCGUGGUGGGAUCUGGUCACGACGUUUGACUUCGCGGAGAUCAAGUGGUGCAGUACCGUUCGAAUCACUCGAGGCGAUCAUUUCAAAUUCGCGUUUUCAACUGUUCUCUGUUUAACCGCGGCGAAAGAAUCAUGGCGUUCACUAUGAGGAACUUAGGGUUCGGAGUAUUGGUCGUGGCUUCUUUAACGCUUCUGACGCACGGUUACCCCACUGGGGCCCCGGUGGAUGUUUGCGCGAUGUCGGAUGGCGAACCUCAUCAUGGCACGGCGGUAUCGCAACCCGCGAAUACGAGCCCUUACACGUUUACUGCAUCGUCCUCCGAAUACAGCCCGAACUCCCAGAUAACUGUGACGAUUAGCGGUGCGCCGUUCAAGGGUUUCCUCAUUCAGGCACGUGACAAGGAGACGGGCAGCUGGAUCGGUUCCUGGGAGAAGACCGAUCAGACCAACACCCACCCUGAGUGCAGUGCCGUGACACACGCCGAUCCUCACGUGAAAGAAGAGGCCACCUUUAUCUGGACUGCACCUCCGAAGGGUCAGGGCCACGUGGAGUUCACAGGAACCAUCCUGAAAGAGUACUCGACGUUCUGGUCCAAACUGGUAGCCACGGUAAACCACUAAAUGUUUCCACAGCUACUUUAAGCUCGAACGGAGUUGCUUUCAACAUGAGAAUAUUGUGAUUUCUCGUGGAUGCGAGAAGC